Hypoxylon trugodes is the source of this 2359-nucleotide messenger RNA. RefSeq names its product protein serine/threonine phosphatase 2C. Lineage: Eukaryota; Fungi; Ascomycota; Sordariomycetes; Xylariales; Hypoxylaceae. The record is from RefSeq and is a predicted model, not a curated record. The coding region runs from base 129 to 2012 and encodes 627 amino acids. Gene Ontology annotation, biological process: protein dephosphorylation. The transcript has 3 exons. Gene Ontology annotation, molecular function: protein serine/threonine phosphatase activity.
AUCCCCGGACUCGCGCUCCACUCCGCUACCAGCCCUGGAACUCGUCUUUCAAGAUUUUUGUGGUUCGUUAAGCGACAACGAACCUCUUCCCAUCUUCAAUCCGGCGCCGACCGCGAUAUUCCUCCCAAAUGCGUCGCGUACCCGUCAGAGCCCUUAGGACGACUUUUCAAUGCGCAGUCCGGGGCUUAGCUCGUACUAGUCGCCCGCGACGCACCGUUUUCCCCCACUACCAUCACCAUUACAACAACGCCAGCAGUGGUCAUAACGCUGCCAGCCUAAGCGUUCGAUCCGCCGCCUCUACGUCAACAUCAACAUCAACAUCAACCGCGACCGCCUCCGCUUCCUCUUAUCCUCCGCGCCCCAACUAUGCUGUAAGCGAGCCCUUGCGAUCAUCCAUGUAUAUCCGUCGAUUCUCUUUCGCGCUGGUAUCGAGCCUAGUCGGCUACGGUGCUUGGUAUACGUACAAGGGAGGAAAUACUCUAGAGCAAGUUGGAGCUAAAUCAUAUACGACUACUCCCACUCAGUUUACGAAUAGUGCGGCCCCCACCCGUAAUGUCCUCGUAGUCGGAGCCGACGAUUUGCACACCGGUACUUUUGUCGGCGACGGUCCGAUUGCGAAGAACGUCGACGGUAGUGGAAGAAACGUAUUGGAGAUGCUCACGCCCGAGCAAGCCACCGAGAAACUUCGCCAGAAUGAAGCCUCCUUCCUAGUCAAUCGAGGACAAGGUGUCUUGCGAUACGACGUGGUGCAAGUUGCGAGUAACAAUCCGAUCGAAGACGACCACGCCGAAAAGAUUGUCGAGGUUGCUUCACGAGAUGGUGAAAAGAAUGAGGGGCAAUCUACCAACGAUUGGAUGUUUUGGGGUGUUUUUGACGGUCAUGCUGGUUGGACUACGUCGGCGAAACUCCGACAAACCUUGAUCAGUUUUGUUGCCCGAGAAUUGAACACUACCUACAAGGCUGCUGGAACACUGGGAACAGUGCCCUCCUCUGAGGCUAUUGACACUGCUAUUAAGCUUGGUUUCAAUCGUUUGGAUUACGAGAUUGUACACGAAAGUGUGCAGAAAGUUUUGAAGUCUAACUCGAAGCGAGUAGCAGCUGAACUUUUGGGCCCUGCCUUAUCUGGUUCUUGCGCUCUACUAUCUUUCUAUGAUAGCAGCACCAAGACCCUCCGCGUAGCUUGUACAGGCGACUCGCGUGCUGUUCUAGGUCGCCGUAGUUCCAAUGGCAAAUGGACAGCGACUGCUUUAUCCGAAGAUCAAACUGGAAGCAAUCCCAACGAGGCGGCACGAAUGCGCAAGGAUCAUCCUGGUGAAGAUCGCGUUGUACACAACGGCCGCGUACUUGGUGGCCUCGAGCCGACCCGAGCAUUCGGUGAUGCUACCUAUAAGUGGAGUAGAGAAGUUGGCGAGCGACUACGAGCAUCAUUCUUUGGCCGAAGCUCAUCCCCAUACCUCAAGACUCCCCCUUACGUGACAGCUGAGCCUGUUAUCACUGCCACUCAAGUUCAACCCGAAAGGGGCGAUUUUCUAGUUAUGGCUACAGACGGCCUUUGGGAGAUGCUGACAAAUGAAGAAGUUGUUGGUCUGGUCGGCAAGUGGAUUGAGACACAAGCCGCAGAGCAAGCGUCAACGUCGCAAAUGAGCUCUGUAUGGGCAAAGUUAUUUGGCCCUGGUCAAGAUCUUCCUGUGGAAGCUAGCAAGGAGGCAGGUCCUGAUGGCCAGAAGACUCCGGUUCGACUACGACAAUGGGGUAUCUCGCCCGAUGAGAAGGAACGGUUCGUCGUGAAGGACAAGAACGUUGCCACGCAUUUAAUUCGCAAUGCCCUCGGUGGUAAGAAUGAGGAGCAAGUAUGCGCAUUGCUCACACUUGUUUCUCCGUUUUCGAGACGGUAUAGGGAUGAUCUGACGGUACAGGUUAUCUUCUUCGGCAAUGGUCCAAAGAAUGGUUCGGUGCUCGUUAACGAGGAAGCCUCGAGUAUUCCUCAAUCAGCUAUCAAACCAAGAUUGUAAUGAACCUGCUAGGGGGAUAUUCUAUUACGUAUACCGCGAGGGGGGCUAAUCAUUUCCUUGUUACGCGCAUCACCGGCCGCAUAAAUGGGGGGUUUUUUGCCAGAUAGAGGUUUUAAGGCUAGGCGUUUGAAUAGGUGCGAAAUAUGCCUUUUGUUUAUGCUGAUUACCGAGCUCAAGGGUCAAGGUCAAAAGUACGAGGCCAUAUUAUUUGGUACUUCACUUAUAGAAUCAGGUACCUUUCAAAUCAAGACCAUUUGUGAUCCACUAUCCUCAUCCCCUAAUAUAAUUUUUAAGGCGAGGUCGCCAAGACAUAUCGUGGUUCGCCUUGUGCCGGCAUAACUAGGGAA